AAAAUUUCUAACCUGCUGCUUAUUCCCAAUCCCCAUACACACACACUUUCUAUAUAUACAUCCAGUCUGACCGGCCAAAGCUACAACACAUUUCCCAGUUUCACCGGCAAUCAUCAGUCAAAUUGCUUACUUAUAUAUAUAUAUAUAUAUAUAUAACAUACAUAUAGAUAUAUACGUAUAUAGACAUUUAAUUGAAAUGUUACUGUCUAACAACUGGAGCGGCUUUUGUUCUACUUAUUAUAAUAAAAAUCUACUAUUACAAUUUACAAAAUAUUCGACCAACAGAAUCGAUUUCGAAGAAUCUGCUAAUAAUAAUAAUUGUUUAGAUAUGAAGAGAAGAAGAAGAAGAAAAGGAACGGUCAAGCCUUGGUCAACGGCUGCGUCUCUUAGAGUUGGAACUGAUGUCAUCCUUGAAAUUUCUCAAAAUAAGGCACUAAUAGCAGCAACUGUAUGUGCUGCAAUUGGACAGUUGGCGAAACCGUUUGCUGCUUCCAUUUUGUAUCAAAAAGAAUUUGAUCCAAAAUCUGUGUUUCAGGCUGGAGGUUUCCCUUCAACACAUUCUUCUGCAGCUGUGGCUACUGCAAUGUCCGUUGGUUUAGAAAGGGGUUUCUCUGAUUCAGUUUUCGGUUUAGCAGUCGUCUUUGCUGCUAUCACUAUGUACGAUGCACAGGGUGUUAGAAGGGAAGUGGGAGUUCAUGCAAAAACAUUAAACAAAAUAUUAGCCACAAAUCAACCAAACAAAUGUUCCUCAUCUGAUACCAAUGGUUUGAUUAAUUCCUCAUCCAAAAAGUCACUGUCAAGUUCAGACUCUAACAACAUUCUCGAGUUGGAGGAAGCGGGUCCUCUUAGUUCAAUUCUUACGUCCGAUAAAAGAAUGAACUCAUCUUUCUUGACAGAUGACAUUGGAAAAGGAUCAGAGAGUAAUGUUCCUAUUUCUAGUCCGCUGAAAGAAUCAAUUGGUCACACUGAAGUUGAAGUCGCGGCAGGUGCCUUGCUGGGUUUACUAGCGAGUUUAGCAGUCUACUCUUUAUGAUACUUCUUCACACAUGUAUUUCUGGUACAUCUCAACUUUACUGAUGGAAGCAUUUAGAGUCGUAGUUAGCACUUAGCACUUAGCACUAUCAAUGAUGUUGUAUAUGGUGCUUAAUUGGAGCUAAAGUCAGCUUAAGACUUCAGCUCGGGUAUAGGUUAUGAUACUUCAAAUGCAUUGCUAAAAAAUUAAUGAUUGACAAUUCAGUUUUCAGAUAUGUUUCUGUUACUUCA
Erigeron canadensis is the source of this 1263-nucleotide messenger RNA. RefSeq lists its product as uncharacterized. Lineage: Eukaryota; Viridiplantae; Streptophyta; Magnoliopsida; Asterales; Asteraceae. The coding region runs from base 197 to 1033 and encodes 278 amino acids. The transcript is spliced from 5 exons. The record is from RefSeq and is a predicted model, not a curated record.